Messenger RNA from Puccinia graminis f. sp. tritici CRL 75-36-700-3, 840 nucleotides. RefSeq lists its product as uncharacterized. The transcript has 2 exons. The record is from RefSeq and is a predicted model, not a curated record. Bases 1 to 840 code for a protein of 279 amino acids. NCBI's taxonomy places the organism in Eukaryota, Fungi, Basidiomycota, Pucciniomycetes, Pucciniales, Pucciniaceae.
AUGGCCCUUAUCAAUGUUAAUACCGAUGAUGGAGACUCCAAAGGAGAUCAUCUUAAGGUUUGUGGGGAGUAUCCCACAGAUCUUGGUGAAUUUCCCAAGGGCCCACCUGAAUCAAAAUUAACCCGGAAGCAGAAACGGAACCGCAACCGGAACAAGGGAAAGGAAAGCCGACAUCUUCAAGACCUCAAAAAUCACGCGGACCUGUCGAAAUUCUCGGUCCAUUGUCUACGCUAUAACCAACCUAUGCGGCUUGUCCAGACCAAUGAAAUCAUAACGAAAAGCAAACGGAUUGGAGGGAUCGUCCGCUUCACCAAGUUCUGCGACCUCAGUCCACACCUCCGUGACCAAUUCGAAGCGUUAAGUCAACAUCUUGUUGAGCAAUCUCGAUACCUUUGGCCCAAUGCCAAUAACGGGAAUAAGCUUGGUGGAACAAUGUUCAAUGCGGGUUGGCGUAAGGCUUACACGCAUAAUGAAAUCCUGGGGAUAUCUGCUGCAGUGCCAAAGAUAGCUGGCCAUGAAGAACGCUACCUGGAACUUCAAGACGAAAUGAAACCAAUGGAAGCCUUCCUUUCAACCCGCUUUGCUCACUUGUCACAGCUGCUCUAUGACACGUUACGAAUUCAACAUAAGGAUCUCGAACUCCCAUCAAUCUCCUCAUCCUCCUUUUCCGAACUGAACGACUUCUCUUUCGCCUCUCACCUCAGUUUCACACUCAACAACUUCCACAAUAAACCACAUUGCGAUAAUGAUUCUUCAACAUAUUCCUUUGGCUUAUGGCUCCCAAUCGAUUCCCGAGAUGGACGCUUGGUAAUGGAGGAUUUCCAUGUCCAAGGGGGCUGA